AGGUCUUAUCUCCGUCGUCUUCAUUCUUCCUUUCGCUCGCCGUUUCCACCGAAACAACGAGAGAGAAGACACAAUCGACUGUAAAACAAUGGGGUUCAAGAGGAAGAAGGGCGACGGAGACGGAGAGGAAAUGGAAUCCGAAGUUCGCGGAAGACCGAGCUUCAACACGGCGGAGAGGAGGAACGUGAUACUACCGUCGAUGAUAAAGAACAAAGACAAGAGAGCCAAAGUGUACGCGAAGCAGAAGCACGAGAAGAAAGUCGAGAAGCAGAAGAAGAUCAAGGCUCGUGACGCUGCUGAGAAGCAAGCUCUCGAGCUUGGCGAAGAGCCUCCGCAGAAGAUGGUGCCGAAGACGAUUGAGAAUACGAGAGAAGCUGAUGAGACUGUUUGCAGACCUGAUGAUGAAGAAUUGUUUGCGGAUAUCGAUGCUGAUGAGUUUAAUCCUGUCCUGAGACGUGAGGUUACUCCUAAGGUCUUGAUCACUACAUGUCGUUUCAACUCCACUAGAGGACCUGCGUUCAUAUCGGAGUUACAGUCAGUGAUCCCGAACUCUGAUUAUCGCAAGAGAGGAACUUACGAUCUGAAGAAGAUUGUAGAGUACGCAAAGAAGAAAGAUUACACAUCUCUUAUUGUAGUCCAUACUAAUCGCAGAGAGCCUGAUGCGCUCCUUAUCAUUGGUUUGCCGAACGGUCCUACUGCUCAUUUCAAGUUGUCAAAUCUUGUUCUAAGGAAGGAUAUCAAGAACCAUGGAAACCCUACAAGCCAUGAACCGGAGCUGGUUUUAAAUAACUUCACAACUCGUUUAGGAAACCGUGUUGGGAGGUUUUUUCAGUCACUCUUUCCUCAAGAACCUAACUUCCGUGGUAGGAGAGUUGUAACGUUCCACAACCAGCGUGACUUUAUAUUUUUCAGACACCAUCGUUACAUAUUCGACGUAAAGGAAGACAAACAAAGUGGUGCCAAAGGGAAAGACGGUGUUGCUAAAGAGAGAGUGAAGCCUCGUCUUCAGGAAUGUGGUCCUAGUUUCACGCUUAAGCUAGUUACGUUACAGCAUGGGACCUUUGACACCAAAGGCGGAGAGUUUGAAUGGGUUCAUAAGCCUGAAAUGGACACAAGCAGGAGGAGGUUCUUCUUAUGAUGAAAGCUGCUGUCUUCACCCAAGUUUUGUGUUUAUUUCUGUUUGAAGUUUUUACCCCAAACCAAAUCUGUAGGUUACUUGCAUUGCUUGCAGAACUUCACAUUUCUUCUCAAUAUAAGUCAUCAAGAUUUCAACAA
Molecule: messenger RNA, 1275 nt
Organism: Brassica rapa (field mustard)
Lineage: Eukaryota; Viridiplantae; Streptophyta; Magnoliopsida; Brassicales; Brassicaceae
Product: ribosome production factor 1
Biological process (GO): maturation of LSU-rRNA; maturation of 5.8S rRNA
Cellular component (GO): nucleolus; preribosome, large subunit precursor
Molecular function (GO): rRNA primary transcript binding
Source: RefSeq, a predicted model, not a curated record